AUGGAGAAGUUUGUACUUCUGUUACUUUGCCUCCUUGCUGCUUUGGUGUGUUUUGGUACCGGUCAGCACCAUUUACGCGCACGUGUGGGCCCCUGGAGACACCGGAUCCAGUGGGAGAAUAACGGUCAGGUGUACAGUCUACUGAGCACCGGGACUCAGUAUCGCUCCCCUGCGCAGGGCAGAAGACGCACUCAGCUGUUGUUGACAACUAAAAACGGUUUAAACCGUCUUCAGUCUCCUGUUGCGCUUAGUAGAUCCACCAGAACCAGACAUGAAGAGCUCCAGGACGCAGCCGGGGGCCACUCUCAACAAAACGACCUUAGUCAAAUGAAUGCGUCGGUUCUUGGUGUUGAUGCGGGUCAGUAUUUACUCGCCUCGGGACGACCCGGGGCGCGCAGUCAGUCCCCAACGCGCGGGGAGGCCGUGUCUGUGGGACCCCGCUCACAGCAGGCGGCGUCCAACAGCAGCGCCGCAGCUUUCACCUCCAUCCAGGAGUUUUCCGGCAGCGGAGUCCCACGAGGAGGCCGGAGUACACCUGGAGAUGGCGCACAGCAAGCCACUGCGUCUCCGGUAAGAUCAGCGGACUUUACGCACAGCCGGGGCGGCAGAAUAAGCUUUGAAUCAACUGCCAGGUCACCUGCCACACCUGGAUGGGUCACCAUGGCGGAGGUUAGCGGGAAUGCGCGUCGCUCGCCCCAACAAACCAGUUUGGGAGACGCUCGCAGCGCGCAAAGAGCGCAAUCACUGACCAGAAUCACUGCGGAGGCAGAUGUGUCUCCCACAGCGCUGUCCAGUAACGCUGUAGAAAUACACAUUCCUCGUCCGAGGCCGGAUACAACAAGGACUGCGGACAUGGGUGACCCACGGGAUCCGCACAGUAUUCAUCACAGAAACUCCGUUUUCUAUAAUGUUUACCCAGCAGACCGCAGAAACAGGGUCACUGUGCGCCCUGCACCGGGACCCGGCUAUGGCACCAGACUCUUCCAUAAUGGUCUCCCAGACUUGGUUCCUGACCCUUACUACAUCCAGGCUGCCUCCUACAUCCAGAGAGUGCAGAUGUACGCACUUCGCUGUGCUGCCGAGGAAAACUGUUUGUCCAGGUCUGCGAACCACCCGAGUGUGAGCGACCUCGACUACAGAGUCCUGCUGCGGUUCCCACAGAGAGUGAAGAACCAAGGAACCGCGGACUUCCUGCCGGUGAAGCCCAGACAUGAGUGGGAAUGGCACAGCUGUCACCAACAUUACCACAGUAUGGAGGCCUUCAGUAACUACGACCUGCUGGACGUCUCCACUGAACAGAAGGUCGCAGAGGGACACAAGGCCAGUUUCUGUCUGGAGGACACGUCCUGUGACCCGGGGGUACGACGGCGCUUCGCCUGCACUGCUCACACGCAGGGGCUCGGUCCCGGUUGCUAUGACACCUAUCACGCCAACAUCGACUGCCAGUGGAUCGACAUCACCGACGUUCCGCCCGGAAACUACAUCCUCAAGGUGACAGUGAAUCCCUCUCAGCUGGUUCAGGAGUCAGAUUUCUCCAACAACGAGGUGCGCUGCGACAUCAGGUACACAGGAAGCUACGUUCAGGCAAGAAACUGCAGGAUCACUGUGUAA
Centropristis striata (black sea bass) is the source of this 1611-nucleotide messenger RNA. RefSeq names its product lysyl oxidase-like 5a (gene loxl5a). The transcript is spliced from 6 exons. Bases 1 to 1611 code for a protein of 536 amino acids. Gene Ontology annotation, molecular function: protein-lysine 6-oxidase activity; copper ion binding. The record is from RefSeq and is a predicted model, not a curated record. Gene Ontology annotation, biological process: peptidyl-lysine oxidation. NCBI's taxonomy places the organism in Eukaryota, Metazoa, Chordata, Actinopteri, Perciformes, Serranidae.